UGAGUGACAUCCUCCAGCCAUCAUUGUUGCGCUGGCCAUUGCUUUCUCUUCCCUCUACAGUCAUCCUUCUGAAAAUGUCCAGUCAGGCGGCGUCGUCCUCAUCGUCCUCCGUGGCAUCUUCCAGCGUUAAGUUCAGGAAACGCAAAUGGACGCGCGAACAGCUGCUCAAGAGUCUCGAGAUAUUGGGCUCUCUGUCGGCACCGCUGCCCCCAGAGUUGCCACCUUCUCCUCCCUGCUCCCGGUCAAACUCCCCUGUUCCGUCCUUCACCAAGAGAAAGCAUGCACCUUCUCAAGAUCAUGAACUUGUAAAGCGGCCUCGCAUCAGCAGCUCCUCAGAGAGGUCCUCUCAACUCCAUCACCCCCACUACCACCACUAUCAGCAACCCCAGCCACCGUUACUAGCCCCACUCCAUAGGUCCUCUAAUCAAGUACCUAAUUACAGCCUUCGCUCUGAGCCAUCUGAAGAUGGUGAACUCAGAGAGGACUCUGUUUCUCUUACUUCCCGUCCUUCGGCGCUUCCUGUUCUCUCAACAGCAGUACCUGUCCGGAGGCCCCGGAGAGGCAAGGUCGCACUUGCUACAUUUGAAGAUUUGCACGACAGAUAUCAUAGAUAUGGCAGGAUGCUUAAGUAUUCAGGCGAUGCAAGAUUCUGGUCCACUUAUCCUCCCACUCACAAGGAGUAUCGUCCACUGAACGACCCGCCUCCACCCAAUUCUCCGUAUCACAAACACGGUGGCUUGAUUGCACGCCUGGAACUAGUUGAUGCUUUGGUAUGCUUCACGUACUCGAUAUGGUGCCGAGAAUACAUUAGGCGAACGUGCCAUCGUGAAACUUGGGGCACAAUUGAAGCCUUUCUUGACUGGUGCAAGAUCAAGUGGCAGUCCGAGGACGUGCUCGGGGACCGCGAAAAGGCCCUGUUGGGCUUGAUUUGGAUGAUCGAAGCUUUCGUCCACUCGCGCAUUCUCUAUUAUACGGCCAAAACGAGCGUUGACCCUGAGUUGGAUCGUGCGUGGGCCAAGAUGAAGUCGGAGAUGGCUGCCCUCAGCCGGGAGGCGGAAAGGACGGAGAUGGGAUCGGCGAGUACCACUGGGCAACAUGUCAGCGGCCCCCAAAAGACUCCACCGAUGCUUCCUUCUCCCGCAAGUAUUGCUCCUGAUAGUAGUGCCAGUUCAACGCCCAUCACAGGCAGCGCGGGGGGCACUCCGAGCACAAGCAAUUCUCUCGUGGCGCAGACAUUAUCUUCUGCACGGGUCUCACACGCCACCAACCCUGCAACCCUGCCGUUGUCACGCCACCUGCUUCCACACGUCAGUAAUAGAUCGGAUGGACCCAGUCCUACGCCAGCCAUGGUUGCCGCCGCUGCUAAAGCCACCGUCUCCCUUGGGCCAGCAAUGGUUUACCAGCUGAAGGAACAGUCGGGUGCGGUGUUGUCGGCGUCCUCUUCCAUGGACCAUGCGCAACGGUACUUAACGCUCCCCAUUAUGGCUCGGCACUACCCGAUCACUUUCGCACGAAUGAUGGGUUCGAGCCUAGCUGCACAUGAGGAGCAUGAACCAGACAUCGAGGACGAAGAAGGGGAGUUACUCUGGCCCACCCAAUCAGUCACUGGUGAAGGCCUAGGGUGGGUGUGCCUCAUGGGAAAGGCUAUGGUCAAGGAGCUAGGGAGAGAUAUUGGGUAUGUAGGUCUUCAUGGUGUGGUUCGGAAGCCGGAGGCGGCGCCUGCUGGAGCAUCACCGCUACCCCCAGAUUCCUCGAGGCAGGUGUCUGCUCAACGAUGAGCUACUUAUCAAAUUCCAAGAGUUGUACUUCAGCCUUUGGGGUAUUCCUUUACCGUUUCUCGCCUCGCGCUCGUCGGUAUUCAUACACACCAUGGCGCGAUGCAUCCACCACACCGUGUCACACGCCAUAUGACACUCGGAAAUUCUCGGCGGCAAGACCGAAUUCGCUGUAAUCGUCUGUUGCCCUCCACAUCUCGACGAUCAAUUCAUUGUUUUAGUAUUCUCUUCUCGCACCAGGGAGAAGCUACUUGGGUUUGACACUUCGUCAUCCUGCGGGGA
This is a messenger RNA of Pisolithus orientalis, 2057 nucleotides long. RefSeq lists its product as uncharacterized. The record is from RefSeq and is a predicted model, not a curated record. The transcript has 4 exons. Lineage: Eukaryota; Fungi; Basidiomycota; Agaricomycetes; Boletales; Pisolithaceae. Bases 75 to 1778 code for a protein of 567 amino acids.